Molecule: messenger RNA, 1376 nt
Organism: Aspergillus calidoustus
Lineage: Eukaryota; Fungi; Ascomycota; Eurotiomycetes; Eurotiales; Aspergillaceae
Source: the annotation of a GenBank genome assembly
CUGGGGGGUUCGGCAAUAAUAUUUGCCUUGAGGUGCUGACAAAUGUCUUCAACUGCCAAGGUGCUCCGAAUCAAGCGGAAAUAUUCAAGUGCUCUCUCUUCAUCAGCCUCGCGUAUUGUCUGGAUAAGUCCAAGGAGCAUUUCGUUAUCCUGUUCUAGAGAAUCAAUCUUGCGCUUUAGUGCGAUUUUGCGACGCCCAUCACUCUCUUCGUCAAUCACGCAAUGUUGCCCGCUGCGACGGCAGAAAGAGCAUGGACUAGCUCCAUCACACUAUAUAGCAAUUAGAAGAGCCCCACAGGAUAAGUAAGAAGUCCUACCCUUUGUUUUCGUUUCCGGCAUUCUAGACAAGCACUGGAUGCCUUCUGCUGCAGCCGAGGGUGGAAACUGAUAUCUGUUCGAAAAAUGCUAGCUCCUGGUUUGGGGGCAAUCGCCCUUGGUGGUUGCUGGCUGCCCAUCUUUUUAUUGCCUCCCCGGAAUUCAAGUGAAGAAUAAAUACAAUCCCCUAUCGUUCAAACAUAGGCUGCUAUUCUUCAAAAGUUCAAAAGGAGGAGAUGAAGUGGGAUCAGUAGCUGGUGGGUCGCGUCACACUGAUAAAAAACAAAAAACACACGGAUUCAAGUUCCACCAGUCGCUAUUGGUUGUCCGCCACAAUAUGGUAGUUACGGUAGCAUAAUUCAGUGUGCCGUCGGGCUAAAUUAAUCCGACGGUUUCAACUCAUCCAUGUUGUCGCGUCACCUUGGCGUCACCUGGGCGUCACCUGUUGAUAAAGUGUUGAACUUCGGGGCGUACGUAAUAUUUGGUCCACCGCCAGAGGAAUGUGAAGCGAUACAGCGAAAAGACGAAUAUGACCGAGCGGGCGUUGACUAACGGCGUUGAAGCGAUUACUAGCGGUCACUAAAGUUCGACAUAAAGCCUUCCGCUUUUAACAUUUGGAUUCUUGAUAACGACAUAAUUUGAAAGAUCACUUGCUCUCUCUAAAGUAAAGGCUGCGUGGGACGAAUUAGAAUGGGCUUCGACAGAGAUAAUGAAUCACAUGCUGAGCUCCUCUCAGAGCAUGAGAGGCAUAUCCUUAGCGCCUAUGGAAAAGUCCCCAGAAGACACAAACUUGCGCAACAGAAACGUGUCUAUUUUGACCCUGGAGACAUUGCUCUUUCUGCGGUAAAAAAGGUAACUGAUGAAGGUGCUAUACAAACUGGCACCAGUCAUCCUGUUCGCGAAAGCAUUUCGCAUCCCUACGCGCCAGCACCUACCACUAGUAACAUCUCAGGUGAUGAAAGCAAGAGAUUGGACGUCAACCAAAACCAUAACCGAAAGAUAGCGGAUUCUCCUCUCUUCCAGGUCACCGAAAAUAGGGAUGGCAAAGGCAGUGAGAUGUGA